Osmerus eperlanus (European smelt) is the source of this 1512-nucleotide messenger RNA. RefSeq names its product zinc finger HIT-type containing 6 (gene znhit6). Lineage: Eukaryota; Metazoa; Chordata; Actinopteri; Osmeriformes; Osmeridae. The record is from RefSeq and is a predicted model, not a curated record. The transcript is spliced from 10 exons. Gene Ontology annotation, biological process: box C/D snoRNP assembly; maturation of LSU-rRNA from tricistronic rRNA transcript (SSU-rRNA, 5.8S rRNA, LSU-rRNA); snoRNA localization. Bases 146 to 1372 code for a protein of 408 amino acids. Gene Ontology annotation, cellular component: pre-snoRNP complex; nucleus.
ACAGUGCGAGAAACUAGCCACGUGCCGUACAAGUUGUGUUGUCCUCCACGUGCAUCGAGGAAGAAAACACAUCGGGCUGCUUUUGACACUGUCGUUGGUGAUACCUUUAAAACUGGGGAACUACUGUUAUUCCUAGAAUAAAGUGAUGGUAGCUUCAGAGAAUUCAGUGGCAGCAGACAACAGCAGCCCGGAAGAUGAACUAAAACGAAGGAAAAGAAAAAUAUCCUUGGCAAACUGUAACUUGUGCGGUUCAAAUGAGGCACGAUAUAGAUGUCCUGGAUGUUUCAAACAGACAUGCAGCUUGUCCUGUGUGAGAAAGCACAAGGAGGAUUCCGGAUGUCGCGGCGUUCGAGACAAGACUGCCUUCGUGGCCCUCUCCCAGUUUGACGAACUGAACCUUCUCAAUGACUACAGAUUCCUGGAGGACACUGGGCGAAUGGCAGGCAGCUCCAACAGAGACAAGCUCGCCAGUGUUCCUGCUGUCACGCAAAGAAUCAAGACACUUUCGGCUCAAGCUAGGAAGCUGAGCAUGACGCUGAAGUUUCUGCCCAUCACAUUCACCAAGAGCAAGGAGAACUCCACCAUCUUCCUGAAGAAAGAAAAAAGGUUUUACUGGCGUCUGAAGCUCUUGUUCCCUCAAAGUGAAUGCGAGUUUGUUGAAAGAAGGGUUUCAGACGAGCAAACUCUCGAGCAGAUCCUGACCUGCUACAUCCACCCCGCGGAGUCGGAGCCAGUGAGACGUCAAAAAUUGAAGAUGUACGUGCGCAGCCCCUUCGACCACGUCAGAGUCUUCAUGAAAGCCGAGGGAAGGCAGGCCAACUCUGUAAGGUACCAGGAGCUGGACAUGACGAAGAGCCUGAGGGAGAACCUGAAGUUUAAAACGGUCAUCGAGUACCCGGUGUUUCACGUCGUUCUCGAGGACCACUGCCAUAACUACCCGCUGAAAGGACCAGCGUGGAGGGUAUCGCCGGGCAGCGGCCGGAGGGAGGGCACGGCGGACCCGUCGCGGCCCCGUCCGGGGCUCGGCGGCCCCGGGGCGGCCCCGGAAGCGAGCCCAGACGCCGGGCCUCCACAGGAGAAGAAACCCAAGAGGGAGCCCGUGGACGAGGAGCUGGAGGAGGGAGAGAUUCGAGAUUCCGACGACGGCGGUGGGGGCGAGGACGACGAGGAUGACGGUGGUGUGAAAGAUGCGAACGAUAACGUCGCGAGUGAGGCGUGUGGUGUCGACGCUGUGGGCGGCUCAGAGGAGGGGGGUGAUGGGAACAUGACGAGUAAAGAGGGUGGGGAUGAGCCUCACUCUCUUAAUGAGCCUGCUGGUGAGAAUGACAGCCAUGUUGUAAAAACUUGUGAGGAACAAACUCAAAGCAUUUAGACCGGUUAUGAAAUGCAAUGCUUACUUCUACCACUCAAUAUUGUUCUAGCUAGCUAUACGAAUAUAUUUUGUCAUUCGUCGCCUUGACUUUGCACAAUGUCUAAAUGUUUUCUGUAAUAAAUGCCAACAAUAUCAAAACA